This is a messenger RNA of Brassicogethes aeneus, 842 nucleotides long. The record is from the annotation of a GenBank genome assembly. Lineage: Eukaryota; Metazoa; Arthropoda; Insecta; Coleoptera; Nitidulidae.
AUUUGAGAGUACACAUGAAAAGAGGAAUUCCUGAACAUGAUAGUUCAUUAGAAGAGGAAGAAAAAAUUGUAAAAAAGAGCAACUUAAAUACAAAAAAUCCAAUACAAAGUUCUGCAGUAAAAGCUAAAGGAAAGGAAAUGGAAGAAAUAAAGGAAAUACUCUUGCAAGUACAAAAGGAGAUAAAAACCAUGAGCGUGGAAUUAAAAAUAAAUAAUGAAGAAAUGAAAAAAAAUAGAGAUGAAAUUAAUACAAUGAAAGAACAAUGGAAUAGUGAAAAACAAGAUUUAAUAAACAAAAUAAAGGAAACUGAAGCUAGACUAGAGCGAUUGGAAAAAGAUAAAACAAGAAACAAACUGGUUAUUUCGGGACUGAACAUAGAAUCGCAGGAAAAACCGGUGAAGACAACUGUUGAAGAAUUUAUUAAUAAAAAACUAGGUAUAAAAAUAGAACUUAGAGCAGCCUACAAAGUAAACGAAAAGACAAUAAUCGCAGAAACUGAAAGCUGGGAAGAAAAAUCAAACAUUCUUAAAGAGAAACAAAAACUAAAAGGCACAAACAUUUUAUAUAUUCUGAAUUAACAGUAAAGGAAAGGGAAAUUCAAAAAUAUCUAAGGGACACAGCAAGAGAAGAGAAAGAAAGAGGAAAAAUGUGCAAAGUUCAAUAUCAAAAAAUCAUUAUUAAUGGAGAGACAUGGAGGUGGGACAAAAAAGAAGAAAAACUAAUAAGGGCCAAAAAGGUCGAAGAGGAAAAUGGAAGUAAUGAUAAUGAUGUAAAAAACGGAAAAAAGUAAUACAGGUUGGAAGGACAGGAAAUAAAGAUGACGGAAAAAGCUUGGAUAAGGA